GGAGACCCUGACAGCAGUCAUGGCAAGUGGCAGUGGGGACAGUGGCACCCGCCGGAGCGUGGCAUCACAGUUUUUCACACAAGAGGAAGGGCCAGGCGUUGAUGGCAUGACCACUUCUGAGAGGGUGGUAGAUCUUCUGAACCAGGCAGCGCUGAUCACCAAUGACUCCAAAAUCACAGUGCUCAAACAGGUCCAGGAGCUGAUCAUCAACAAAGACCCCACCCUGCUCGACAACUUCUUGGAUGAGAUCAUCGCUUUCCAAGCAGACAAGUCCAUCGAGGUGCGCAAGUUCGUCAUAGGCUUCAUCGAGGAGGCAUGGCCAGCAUUACCUGUCCCCUUCUCUUCCAUCCCCAGCAAGCGGGACAUUGAGCUGCUGCUAAAACUGAUCGCCAACCUCAACAUGCUCCUGCGGGACGAAAAUGUGAACGUGGUAAAGAAAGCCAUCCUCACCAUGACCCAGCUCUACAAGGUGGCCCUGCAGUGGAUGGUGAAGUCUCGGGUCAUCAACGAUCUCCAGGAGGCCUGCUGGGACAUGGUGUCCUCCAUGGCUGGGGAAAUCAUCCUACUCUUGGAUUCCGACAACGAUGGCAUCCGUACACAUGCCAUCAAGUUUGUGGAGGGCCUCAUUGUCACCCUGUCACCCCGCAUGGCUGAUUCAGAGGUCCCCCGACGCCAAGAGCAUGACAUCAGUCUGGACCGAAUCCCUCGAGAUCACCCCUACAUCCAGUACAAUGUCCUGUGGGAGGAAGGCAAGGCAGCCUUGGAGCAGCUGCUGAAGUUCAUGGUACACCCCGCCAUCUCCUCCAUCAACCUGACCACAGCCCUGGGCUCCCUUGCCAACAUCGCCCGCCAGAGACCCAUGUUCAUGUCCGAGGUGAUCCAGGCCUAUGAGACCCUGCAUGCCAACCUGCCCCCAACGCUGGCCAAGUCCCAGGUGAGCAGCGUGCGUAAGAACCUCAAGCUGCACUUGCUGAGUGUGCUCAAGCACCCUGCCUCCUUGGAGUUCCAGGCCCAGAUCACCACCCUGCUGGUGGACCUGGGCACCCCCCAGGCAGAGAUCGCCCGCAACAUGCCCAGCAGCAAAGACUCCCGAAAACGGUCCCGGGAUGAUGCAGACUCCACGCUGAAGAAGAUGAAGCUGGAGCCCAACUUGGGAGAAGAUGAUGAGGACAAAGACUUGGAACCUGGCCCAUCAGGGACUUCAAAGGCCUCAGCCCAGAUCUCAGGCCAGUCAGACACGGACAUCACUGCUGAGUUCUUGCAGCCUCUGCUAACACCUGACAAUGUGGCCAAUCUGGUCCUCAUCAGCAUGGUGUACCUACCUGAGACCAUGCCUGCCUCCUUCCAAGCCAUCUACACCCCGGUGGAGUCUGCAGGCACCGAAGCCCAGAUCAAGCACCUGGCUCGGCUCAUGGCCACACAGAUGACAGCUGCAGGACUGGGACCUGGUGUGGAGCAGACAAAACAGUGCAAGGAAGAGCCCAAGGAGGAGAAGGUGGUGAAGCCCGAGAGUGUCCUGAUCAAGCGGCGCCUGUCAGCGCAGGGUCAGGCCAUCUCUGUGGUGGGCUCUCUGAGCGCCAUGUCCCCCUUGGAGGAGGAAGUACCCCAGGCCAAGAGGAGGCCCGAACCUAUCAUCCCUGUCACACAGCCACGCCCAGGUGGAAGCCAUGAAGCUGGGAGCCGUCAAGCGCAUCCUGAGGGCGGAGAAGGCUGUAGCCUGCAGUGGGGCAGCCCAGGCGCGCAUCAAGAUUCUGGCCAGCCUGGUAACACAGUUCGACUCUGGACUCAAGGCAGAGGUGCUGUCCUUCAUCCUGGAAGAUGUCCGGGGCCGCCUGGACCUGGCUUUCGCCUGGCUCUACCAGGAAUACAAUGCCUACCUAGCAGCCGGGGCUUCAGGCACUCUGGACAAGUAUGAGGACUGCCUCAUCCGCCUGCUCUCUGGCCUGCAGGAGAAACCGGACCAGAAGGAUGGGGUCUUCACCAAGGUGGUUUUGGAGGCCCCGCUGAUCACAGAGAGUGCCUUGGAGGUGAUCCGGAAGUAUUGUGAGGAUGAGAGUCGCGCCUACCUGGGCAUGUCGACACUGGGAGACCUGAUCUUCAAGCGCCCUUCUCGCCAGUUCCAGUACCUGCACGUCCUCCUUGACCUCAGCUCUCAUGAGAAGGACAGGGUGCGCUCCCAGGCUCUGCUCUUCAUUAAGCGCAUGUAUGAGAAGGAGCAGCUUCGAGAGUAUGUGGAGAAAUUCGCCCUCAACUACCUGCAGCUCCUGGUCCACCCCAACCCACCCUCAGUGCUCUUCGGAGCUGACAAGGACACAGAGGUGGCUGCACCCUGGACGGAGGAGACAGUGAAGCAGUGUCUGUAUCUCUAUCUGGCUCUCCUGCCUCAGAACCACAAGCUGAUCCACGAGCUGGCAGCCGUGUACACUGAGGCCAUCGCCGACAUCAAGCGGACCGUGCUGAGGGUCAUUGAGCAGCCGGUGAAGGGAACUCAGCCUUAUCCCCCCUGAACCCAUUUGAGCUGCUGAUUGCUUUGCACAACAUUGACUCCGUCAAGUGUGACAUGAAAUCCAUCAUCAAAGCCACCAACCUGUGUUUUGCGGAGCGGAACGUGUAUACGUCGGAGGUGCUGGCUGUCGUGAUGCAGCAGCUCAUGGAGCAGAGCCCGCUGCCCAUGCUGCUCAUGCGGACCGUCAUCCAGUCCCUGACCAUGUACCCCCGCCUGGGGGGCUUCGUCAUGAACAUCCUGGCCCGGCUCAUCAUGAAGCAG
Cricetulus griseus (Chinese hamster) is the source of this 2767-nucleotide messenger RNA. Lineage: Eukaryota; Metazoa; Chordata; Mammalia; Rodentia; Cricetidae. The record is from RefSeq and is a predicted model, not a curated record.